ACCCUGGGACGGCGCUGAAGCUGUGACGUCAUCAUGAUGAUCUGGUCGCCGACCAUUGCUCUGCUGAGCGCUGCGAUGAAUCUCACUGUGCCGGCCAACACGACUGGGCCCGAGGUUCCGUCAGCCCGCAAAGCUGCAACUACAGAGAUUGCCACUUGCGACAACGGCAAGGGCCAGCUUGUCUACGAAAGGAUACCAGGAUACCAACUGCAGGGAUACGACCAGGACCAGUCGACGAAGUCUGUGCUGCCGCUACAACUGCUCGAGGAAUGUCAGCGCGCAUGCCUGAAGGACCUAACGAUCCAAAACAACCUGCUGCGACCCUGCGGAUCGAUCGACUUCCACCCCGGCGAACCGUACGGCAAUGGCCAGUACGACUCGUCUAUGUGCUACCUGACGGAAGAGAAGGCGACCCCAGACGGCAUCGGCACCUUCGUCCGCGUGCCUGGCUACAUCCACUUCAACAAAGUCUGCAUGCCCUCUCAGCCCAUCAGCCGACACUGUCCCGAGCGGAUGUACGUCUUCGAGCGUCAUCUGGAGAAGAGCUUCCGACCCCAGCGGAACAACUGCACCGAGCGACGAGUCGAGGACCGGCUGACGUGCGAGCGCAUGUGUCUGAACUCUGAGGACGAGGUGUGCCGGUCGGCCUCGUACAACUCUGUCAACCAGACCUGCUUCAUGUGCCCGAUCACGUGGCGCUCCGCCCCGGCGCUCUUUGUCGAUAAGGCCGGCGAGGAGUACAUCGAGAACAUGUGCCUUGAGACCGUGUCCAUCACAGAGUCGCGCCGGUGCGAGCGGCCCGACCACCUCAUCUUCGUCGAGGAGGCCAACCGCUCGCUCCGCACGCCCAACAAGCCCACGCGCGUCCGCGACCUCUCGGUCAAGGAGUGCAAGAGGCAGUGCGCCGAGCACCAGCAGAUCUUCUGCCGGGCGCUGGAGUACAAGCCACUGACCAACGAGACGGGCGACUGCUACCUGCUGGAGGACGACAGUCUGAGCGUGUCGCCAGAGACGCGGGGCGCUGACAGCCGCGACGACACCAACCUCAUGGAGCUCAUGUGUCUCGACCACGUGAUACAGCAGCUGUCGGACCGAACCGGGGCGGGACGGAACGCCGACGGCGACGGCGCCGACGGGCGGCGACCGGCACCCGGCGGCGACGACCAGGUCUUCUUCAGAGAGGGCCUGCACCGGGAGGCGGACCGCGAGUACGUGACGGCGUUCCGCCGGUACAGCCGCAACCGUCUGGAGGGUGCCCAGGUGAUCACCCAGCUGCCCGACACCUCUGACAGGAUGUGCAUGCUGGCCUGCCUCCAGACGCCAGGCUGCCAAGCCAUGACGUACAGCAAGCGGUUCUCCAUGUGCGAGCUGUACCACCAGAAGGACGGCAUGGGCGGCGCUCGACUGGUCUACCACGAUGACUACAAUUACUACGAGAACCUGCUUGGAGGCGGCUCCGGUGGCUUCUUCGGCGGCUCCAGCCGCGUUCCCUUCGACGGCGACGAGGGGCGUUACGACGACCGGCGCGGAGGCUUCGGCGGCGGAGGCUUCGGCAGCGGCCGGUUUGGCGGAGGCGGUCGGUUCGGCGGCGACGGGUUCGGUAGCCGCGCGCGCAGCUGCUUCGAGGACCGCUUCACGCUGAAGGAGACCGGCCGCCGCCUGAGGCCCGAGCACACCAGUGACCGGCUGUCCGUCUCCUCGCUCAGCCAGUGCGAGGAAGAGUGCGUGCGCACGAAGAAGUUUGUCUGCAAGUCCUUCUCGUACAGAUACAGCUCAUCCGGAACGAGCGCCUCUCUGGACAACUGCGAGCUGAGCAACUUCGACUCGCGCGACUCGCGCAGCGAGGACCGGUACUUCGAGAUGGACCGCGAUUACGACUACUACGACCGCUCGCGCAUCGAGAACUGCAUUGACCACGAGAUCGGUGGUUCCGUCUGGCGGAAGUGGCGGCAGCUUCUCAGGCAGCAGCGGCUUCUCUGGCAGCAGCAGCAGCAGCAGUGGAUUCGGCGGCGGUGGUGGAAGCUUCAGCGGCGGCAGCGGCGGCGGCGGGGGUUCGGAGGCGGGAACGGUCUCGGCGGUGGUUUCGGAGGCGGGAUCGGCAGACCGGGCGGCUUCGUCGGCGGGGGCGGCGGUUUCUCCGAACAAGGCUUCAUUAGCACCGACGGAGGAGAUGUGACCGCCACCUGUGACGAGAACGGCAUGGAGCUGACGCUGCAGGCCAACGCGCCCUUCUACGGCCGCAUGUACACGUACCGGCACUACGACCAGUGCAGCGUGGUGGGGCGCGGCGACCGCGUCAUGUCGCUUCGCAUCAGCGCCGACGGCGGCUUCCCUGCCUGCGGCACGCAGAGGUUCGGAGACGUCAUGCAGAACAUCGUGGUGGUCCAGUUCAGCGAGUACGUGCAGACCAACUUCGACAAGCGCUACAACCUGACCUGCUACUUUCAAGGGCCGGGUGAGGCUGUCGUCACAUCCGGUUAUAUCUCAGCCAGCCCCGGCCAGCUGACGCCCAUCAUCGACCUGCCGGCGCGCGAGGUGCUGGACUCGCGCGUGCGCCUGGCCAUCCUGUACCAAGGCCGGCCGACCACGACCAUCGCCGUCGGCGACCCGCUAACCUUCCGCCUGGAGACUCAGUCCGGCUCCAACCUGGUCACCGACAUCUUCGCCACCAACGUCAUCGCGCGCGACCCGUACUCGGGCCGCUCGGUCGAGCUGAUCGACAGAUACGGAUGUCCGACAGACCCACGCCUCUUCCCCGGCCUGGACCUGUCCCGCGACGGCAGGCUGGAGGCUCGCUUCAGCGCCUUCAAGAUUCCGCAGUCCAACUACCUGCUGUUCGAGGCGACCGUGCGCCCGUGCCGCCAGCGCUGCCGUCCGGCCACCUGCGCUGUGGACGGCCGCGAGGAGGUGUCGUUCGGCCGGCGGCGGCGACGCGCGCUGCCUGAGAACGCCACGGAGGAGCUGCCGCUGCCGGACCCGGCCGACGAGCCGGUGGAGCCGCAGGAUGAGGAGAUCGGGCCCGACAUCGACCCCAAGGACAGCGAGGAGUAUGUCAAGCGACUGAUGAGCGUGUUCUACACCCGGGAGGAGCUGGUGGCCGAGGAGGUGAAGGUUCCAGAGGAUGUCUGCAUCUCGUCGGCCGAGUACUACGGUCUGCUGGCCACCAUGGUGGUCCUGAUGGUGCUGAUGGUGCUGGGCGCCGUGCUGGCCGGCCUCUGGUUCCGCCGCAGCCGCCUGCUCGCCUACAAGAAUCAAGACGCCGAUAUGACUUCGCCGCUGCCCCGAGCCUUCUCCGCUCCUGGCAUCGGCAAGAACACAUUCUCCUUCCUGCACGGAAAACGGUCGUCUCCGAUGGGCCACAGCUUCCCCCAGGGCAGCGCCAACCCGGCAUACGACGUGGACGGUCCGCCGGCGCCGCGUGGCCGCAAGUUCGACGACCCGAGCGAGCCCAUCUACACGGACCCGUCGCUGUUCGAGCGCUCGCGCAGCCUGCGUUCCGUCUCCGCCUCAGAGUUCGGCCAGACGCGCAGCGCCGAUCAGCAGUGACGGCCGCGCCAGCACGGGCGGGGCGCGCCGG
Messenger RNA from Pollicipes pollicipes, 3577 nucleotides. RefSeq lists its product as uncharacterized. Gene Ontology annotation, biological process: anatomical structure morphogenesis. NCBI's taxonomy places the organism in Eukaryota, Metazoa, Arthropoda, Thecostraca, Pollicipedomorpha, Pollicipedidae. The record is from RefSeq and is a predicted model, not a curated record.